Somion occarium is the source of this 2035-nucleotide messenger RNA. Lineage: Eukaryota; Fungi; Basidiomycota; Agaricomycetes; Polyporales; Cerrenaceae. The record is from the annotation of a GenBank genome assembly.
GUGAUAUCAGCCGCUGCGCCUGUCUGGAUAGUGCUCAGCGUGACGAAGAAAUUCGGACGUCUUACUGGUAGAAACUACCGAGUCAGUCUUCGGGGACUUCUCAGGGAUCAAACCUGCAACUCGAGUUGCAUUCACUCGGAGCCGAGCUGGGUUUAUGAACGUUGGUGGGAAAGACUCCGAUUAUAAUGCUGCGAAAGGCGCUGAAACACGAGGUCGGUUCUUCGUGCCGUCAUGUACACUUGCUCUGUAUCCUCUUGUCGUCGUCCCAACCUACGUGGUGCCUCUUGUCUUCUAUGUGAGCGACGUUUCUGCGUGGAACAUCUUGGGAAGGAGUAUCAUCCUUGCCCGGAUCGCUCUAUCGAGAGUGAACAACGUGCAUACUACAACGGAAGGUAUAACGCCCGAAUUAUAGAAAUCAACAAGCUUAUUGCUUCGUUGAACUUGGAUGCCUUGUGCGCUCGUGCGUCUUCUCUCAAAGGUGGCGUCAGGUGCGAAAUCCCGCCUCUGGUAUAUGAUGAACAUACAGGAUACACGAUGAUGGGUGAUCUGAAUUACCACUUUCCCCUUAUCUUUGAUGACGGCGAUACGUGGAUCUGCCGCGUUCGCAGGGUGAAUGUGAAUACGCCACCCAAAGCUAUUGAGAAUGUUGUUGUUCAGAGCGAGGUUGCAACGUUACAGUUCUUGCAUAGCAUCGGUGUUCCAGUGCCUCAAGUCCAUGACUUUGGGCUUCACACUCCCACCAAUCCUCUAAGCACUGCUUAUAUCCUGAUGGACCGCGUUGAUGGCAAGCCUCUGCGUUGGUUUGAAGUGGAUGAAGAAGACAAGAAGCAUAUCCUCGAACAAUUCGCCGAUAUCUUCAUCAAGCUAUCUGAUCAUCCCUUCAAUGCCAUCGGCGGUCUUCAACAAUCAGGUGAUGCCGGAACUUACGCCGUCGGUCCAUUCACCGCAUACACCAGCUUCCUUGCAGAUUUGCAUCCACACGGUGCUAUAUCUUUGCUUGGCCCAUACGAUACUUACGAGAUGUACCUCCGCGCAGUCCUCGAGCGCACCCUCGAGUAUAUUCACUCUGGAAAGGGGUAUGUGGAGAAUCGAGUUGAUAACUAUCUACUGCACAAGUACCUUUACGAGCGCAUUCCGGAUAUCGUGAAGGCCACGAAUACGGACGACGGCUUCUGCCUGAAACAUUUGGACGACAAAGGCAAUCAUAUCCUUGUAGACGAGAGGAACAAUAUUGUUGGGGUAAUUGAUUGGGAGUGGGCGCAGACCGUUCCGAAAGCUAUAGCCUUCGCAGCACCGAUCUUCAUCGCCGGAACCCGUAAAUAUUUCCUUGAUGAGGACAUGGAGCUUAGUAGCGAUGAAACUGCGCUCGCGGAUAUACUCGAUGGUAAAGGGAAGGGAGAGCUUGCGAUGUUGGUCCGGAAUGGUCGCCUUCAACAUCGCAUUUGGCGCAGCAUUUUUGAGAACAAGACUGCCGAGAACCUCCCAGUUGCUUUCACGAGCCUUCAGAAAUCUCUCUUUGGAGUGGAUAAGGCGGUGCUUGAAUGGGCAGUGUGGAAGGAACCUGCAUUAGCGAGGUACAAGGACGAUGCUGGCUUGCAGAGACUCCUUAGCGAAGCUCAUCCGUCGUGACCUUGUUUGGAUGAAAGUGUUCAAUUGGCACUGGCAAAAGUUAGUUCCGAUUCCGAUCUCACCCUGUUGCUAGAUCAUCUACUCGCUGCUAUCAAUUGACCUGGUUCAGUUUCAGGCAGCAUAUCUCAGUCUCUCGAAAUUGUCGGCUCAAAUUCAGUCUUCAGUCCAAAACUGAAACUGAAUCCGAGGCAACUGGGUCAUAGAAGUCACUGGAUAUGUUACCGGUCGCACGUCGUCACUGUGACUGCAGUAUUUACUCGCGUUCGGCGCUCGCUAUCUCACAGAUGUGGAAGGUCCAAGUGUCACGCACUCUCACGAGCUGAAUAAACUCAAGGAAUGUACUGACCCCUAUAGCGAUACAUUUUUCAGUCGUUGGGUUGGAUCUGGGGUCUGACUCUUAUCGUAG